Eremomyces bilateralis CBS 781.70 is the source of this 651-nucleotide messenger RNA. Its product is annotated as putative glutaredoxin. The record is from RefSeq and is a predicted model, not a curated record. Bases 124 to 429 code for a protein of 101 amino acids. Lineage: Eukaryota; Fungi; Ascomycota; Dothideomycetes; Eremomycetales; Eremomycetaceae. The transcript has 2 exons.
CUGACACCCCUGGUUGUGCUGAUUUGACAUUGUGCCAACCAUUCUUAUUUCUUUGGUCAUCACAUCUUUUGUACCUUUCCUUCAUUAGGAUCGGCUGUGUUGACACGACCAUUCAAUCGCAGAAUGAUACCUACGCGUGCUCUUUAUCACCAUGCUGCUCGAAUCACGCUCUUCUCGCGCGCCAGCUGUAGCCUCUGCGCCGACGCCAAACAAGUGCUCUCGCGAGUCUGGGACCGACAACCGUUCGAGUAUCAAGAGAUCGAUGUUAUGAAAGACAGGAAGUGGGCGGUGUAUGAAUUUGAUGUUCCAGUCAUCCAUGUCGAAAGCAAUCAGAACGGUUCCAAGGAGACGAGUAUGGCUGCGCCAAAAUUGAUGCAUAGAUUCUCUCCAGAACAAGUGGAAGACUUGUUGAAAAAGCUUGGGAAGUGACGAUAGAGCCGGGAAAAGGAUUCUAUAUUCCUUGUGCUGGUUCUGGGCCAGCACACCAUUCCUUUUGCCUAAUGUUCUAUUUUAAUAUUUAUUUAUAAAUACACUCUUUAUACGGCCAUAUGGUUAAAAAUGGUAUCGCAAUUACCAAUAAGAGCCAUGCGGUUAGAGAGAUGUUGUUAAAGUAGUUACGGGGACGUCAAUAAAUAUCCUUAAUGUCCGUCA